AUGGAUUUGGAAACAGCACGUGCAAAUUAUCCAAACAGACUAGAGAGGUUAGAAGAAGAACGUCUUAUGGACAUGCCUUUCGAUGUUAGUGAACCUCAAGUUGAAGGACACGACGGCUUUGCCAGAUUCUACUGGAAACAUGACGAACAAUUGCAUCCUUUGAGAAGGAAAAAAGGUAGUGCAGAGGAUGGUCAUGCUCCCAUGGAAAGAACAAGAUAUGCAUAUGAGAAGUACCGUGAAGUUAGAAGUCAAAUUACAUCUGGUCGAACCUUUACAGUAAACUUUGACGAAGGAAAGAACAAAGAAGGCUUCAUGGGUGUACUUGCUGCCAUACAAGACGGAAAUAAGAAAGGACACAAUCUCAGAUUGACCAUAACAGAUUUGGAUGGUCACAUUUACUAUGCACAUGGCAAUGUCACAACAGCUGCAAUGCUUCUUGACGCUUUCAAGACUACAAAGAGAGAACAAAUGGUUGACUCCGACUCAGACAUUUUGAAUGCAAUUGAAGGAAUUGCAAGUGUCAAGUUCGAAUGGUACCAACCUAACCCUCAAGCAGUCAGACAACAUGCUGGAUACUUCCCCUUCAGAAAUAAGUCUGACAUUGACUUGACAAGGUAUGGAAUUUACAAUUCAAUUGAAACAAUUGUCAAUGAACCUUGCAUUCUUACAUGUCUCAGGAACUCUGGUCUUGUUACAGAUGAGAAAAUGAAGUAUCUUGAGUCAUGUGUGAAGACAAGGUACAUUCUCAGAGGUCAAUUGGCAAAAAUUGCACCGUUGGCAAAUGUCAAUAUCCGAGUCAACAUACCUACAGCUAAAG
Trichomonas vaginalis G3 is the source of this 817-nucleotide messenger RNA. RefSeq lists its product as uncharacterized. The record is from RefSeq and is a predicted model, not a curated record. The annotation marks the transcript as partial. The transcript has a single exon. NCBI's taxonomy places the organism in Eukaryota, Parabasalia, Trichomonadida, Trichomonadidae.